AGUUACACUGCUUCUCCAGCCCUCGAUAAUACCAAAGGAUUUAAAGUUGCCAAAAAUAAAUAAAUAUAUUUAUAUUAAAAACAAGCAAGGAUGCUAACGGACACGGAGGAUGACUUCUUUUUCGAGGAGGAUAAGAUGCCAGAGGCACAGCUUAUCCAGUUGGAUGGCGAUAGUUCGGCGGAUGUCCGACCGAGCCAGGACCUCCGCCGAGAGGCAGAGUGUCCCUCAGAAGUACUGCCCACCUCCUCCGCCGUUUCUGCUUCUGUCGGCGAUGCCACCGUUAUGCUUUGCUCCCCAGCGAGCUUUUCUUCUGGGCAUGAGUCCUCCGGCUCCUCCGCUAGGCAGCAAUAUGAGUUAGACCGUUUGGGUAUGACUGUUACCACUAAUUCGGUGGUCAUUACCAAGGAUCAGAGUAACCUCAUUGGAAUCAGCAUUGGUGGGGGAGCACCCAUGUGUCCGUGUUUGUACAUUGUUCAGAUCUUUGAUGGAACUCCGGCUGCUCGCGAAGGAUCCCUGCAAUCCGGAGACGAACUGCUGGCCGUGAACUCUGUUAGCGUUAAAGGCAAAACCAAGGUGGAGGUGGCCAAGAUGAUUCAAACGGCCACCGACGAAGUGGUCAUUCACUACAACAAGCUCCACGCCGAUCCCGAACAGGGCAAGACCCUAGACAUAAUCCUAAAGAAGCUCAAGCAUCGGAUUGUCGACAAUAUGUCCAGCAACACGGCAGACACAUUAGGACUCUCCAGGGCCAUAUUGUGCAAUGACUCUCUGGUCAAGAGACUCGAGGAACUGGAGGGCACUGAACUGAUGUACAAGGGUCUGGUGGAGCAUGCCCGAAGAAUGCUGAAAGCCUACUACGACCUCCUGCUGACCUACAAGUCAUUCGGCGACUGCUUCACCCAGAUUUCGGUUCAUGAACCGCAGCAACGGGCAUCGGAGGCAUUCCGUACUUUUGGAGAGUUCCAUCGCACCCUCGAGAAGGAUGGCCUGGGGAUCAUUAAGCAGAUUAAGCCUGUGCUGGCCGACCUGGGCACAUAUCUAAACAAGGCCAUUCCAGAUACCAAGCUCACUGUUCGACGUUAUGCGGAUGCCAAAUUCACAUACCUUUCGUACUGCUUGAAAGUCAAGGAGAUGGACGACGAGGAGCAUGGGUUUGCUGCUCUUCAAGAGCCCUUGUACCGGGUGGAAACCGGAAACUACGAAUACAGACUGAUUCUGCGAUGUCGGCAAGACGCAAGGACCAAAUUUGCCAAGCUCCGCACGGACGUCCUGGAGAAGAUGGAGCUUCUGGAGUGCAAACACGCCAUGGACUUGAAUAAGCAACUGAGAAGCCUCCUCGAGAGCUUGGCGGAGCUGCACAGGAGCCUUGUGGAGCGAUUGGACGCCCUGCCACCUCUCUUCCCCAUCGAGGUGGACUUUAAGGAAACCGACUUUCAAUACAAGUCGAGUACUCUGAAACCCCAGGAGCUGGAUGACGACGAGUUCGAGGCCAACAACAUUCCACGUACCACUAGCUCCACCUCGGUUGAGUGCGGAUACGAGGCGGUGGAGCAGCCGGCGGCCAUCAUCAACGUGGAUGUCAAGGAAUCCACCGAGUCUUCCUCUGGCCAGACCAACAACGACAACGACAGCAUGCUCCGGGAACUGGGCCUCUACGAUGUGGACCUGCUCUCCAAUCCGCAGACCAUCAGCAACCAAAAGGACUCCAUAGCAGCCCAAAAGGAUGCCUACGAUUUCGAUUUGUUUCUGAACCAGGCCACCGCUGCCACCACCAGCCUGGAGCGGGAUCUGAUGUCUUCGAAUGCCGAGGAGAUGGAUUUGCUUCUGCAAUGAACAUUUAUAGUACAAAUUUUUAGUAUGCGAUGGAGGGUGUAAGGGUUUUUAUAAUUAGUUUAAGCGGCUUGCAUAGUUAAAAAUAAAUAAAUCAGGUCGGUUAUUAUGUGAAGAGUAAACUAAAUAAAAUGUCAGUAUUUAUUGCAAAACUUA
Molecule: messenger RNA, 1986 nt
Organism: Drosophila ananassae
Lineage: Eukaryota; Metazoa; Arthropoda; Insecta; Diptera; Drosophilidae
Gene: PICK1
Product: PRKCA-binding protein
Exons: 4
Coding region: 91-1833 (580 amino acids)
Biological process (GO): dendritic spine maintenance; receptor clustering; positive regulation of receptor internalization
Cellular component (GO): postsynaptic density; postsynaptic early endosome; synaptic vesicle
Molecular function (GO): phospholipid binding; protein kinase C binding; protein domain specific binding
Source: RefSeq, a predicted model, not a curated record